GUAUCACCGUACAACACCCAAGUACCCUGUACUACCCCCUCCCUCCCCGGCGAUUACUGUCACCUUGGGUCAUCCAUUCCAAAUGUUCUUAUCGCAAUCCCCUUCAUCAACUUCCACUUCUACGUUUCAGUUCUCUUUUAUACUCUUUAUCUUCAUUACUGUGCUUCUUUGCCCUUCCAACCUUCUCACGUCUUUUGCCUAACCUUCUCACGCCUUUUGCCCAGUCACGCACCUGACCAUCCUGACCAUCCUGACCCUCCGGCUCCCCGCAGACCCACCUUAUCACUCUAUUUGGGCAUUCUGAGUCUCUGCCUAGGACUCUCUGCCUAA
Messenger RNA from Penicillium verrucosum, 330 nucleotides. RefSeq lists its product as uncharacterized. The record is from RefSeq and is a predicted model, not a curated record. The annotation marks the transcript as partial. The transcript has 2 exons. NCBI's taxonomy places the organism in Eukaryota, Fungi, Ascomycota, Eurotiomycetes, Eurotiales, Aspergillaceae.